AUGGAUCCGGAUCCCUUGGAUGCCUUGGGUCCUGGCUGGACCGUCACUGAGCCGCCACGGCGGGGAUCCAGGUCCAGGCGGCCCUCCAAGUCUGCUUCACUGCUGCAACAGGCAGCAGCGGCCAAUCUCAAGGCACAGCGGGCACCAUCCGAUCCAGGCGCAGUACCAGGGCGGUCGCAGGACUCCGAUUCCCAGACUCCUGAGGAUGGCGGCUAUUCAGCCUUCAAGGCUCGCUUCCUGAAAGAAUACCGUCAGCAAGAACGUGUGGAGAGCAUGGCCAUCUGCCGCCGGCAACGGAAGGUUUUCGAGACGUUGCAGGCGAACCACGAGGUAUGGGAACCGCGACUAGCGAGGGCUGCACGCGCAGAAGCAGAGGACUUCUUCCGACUCAUGCGGACGGCCUCAGAACAACAAGCGAGUUGCGCCCUGCUGGCCCAAAGGCGGCCCAGCUCCCCUGGGUACAAGGAAGCAGAGCUGGUGGCGCCAGCAAGGUCUUGGGCGGAGCAACAGGCUCGUGCCAGCGAACUGGCCGAGCCCCGGCCCGCCCGGCGCUGGGAGGAGGAGAGCAGGCCAGAGCCGCGCCGCAGCGCGGCGGAGCAGCAGCGGCAUAUGGCAGUGCUGGCACGGCCCAAGAUGCCCAAGACGGAUUGGAUGGAGGAGAUGGAAAGCACUGAAGGUCAGAGUCUCUGGAAAGAAGAACUGAUGGCACGAGCUGCUGCACUGGUGCCGGAAGAGGUACAGGCUGCCCGCUUCAUCCUGGAGAAGAUGCGCAGCCGUCCCCGUUCAGCCAAGCACCGAGAGGCUGUCACCAGUGCUGCUGGGCCAACGGCGGAGGUGGAGCAAGUGGAGCAAGUGGAACAAGUGGAGCAGCUGAAAUCCGCGGUGGAGGAAGUCCUAUGGGUGGCUUUGCUUCAGGUGCGCAGCUGUCCAAAGCCAGGCGGAGCAGCCCUGGAGGAGCGCUUGGGAAGUUUGUUGAUCUCCAAGAUUGGCCCGGCCCUGCGGCCGGUGGCGCGGCGUCUCUUAGCGCCUGGCCACAGCCUGCCGCGGCGGCUCCGUUCUGAGUUUCCAAGGCUCGCCAGACACCUUUGCUUUCGAGACUCAGAGGACUUCGAACUGCCUCCAACUUCGUGGAAAAACGAGGACCUGGUGGCACGUCUGAACCAGGUGCGGGAGGUGCGUGACGACUUGCUUGGCAUGGACUUCACCAAGGACGCUGUGGCUCGGUUAGUCGAAGCUGCUGGCUGA
Molecule: messenger RNA, 1245 nt
Organism: Cladocopium goreaui
Lineage: Eukaryota; Dinophyceae; Suessiales; Symbiodiniaceae
Source: the annotation of a GenBank genome assembly